ACAUUACGAUAUGAAACAGUUAUGAAAUUUGAUUGAGCAACACUUGAAAACUUCAACAUUUCCGUUUUUAAAUAUAGCUCACUGGUGACCAUUUUCUAUUAUUCUUUUUUACCAGCCAUGAAUAGCUGCUCAAAAGUGUACAACAAAUUAACACGGAAAAAGCCAACAGAGGACUGGCUGUCUGAGAGCCCCCUUAAAAGAUGUCUCACAACUCUGGACCUGACUUCCAUAGGGGUAGGCACAGUUGUCGGUGCAGGUCUCUACGUGGUCACAGGACAGUUGGCACGUGACAUUGCUGGACCCGCUGUUGUUAUCUCCUUCUUCAUUGCAGCAAUUGCCGCUCUUUUAUCGGGAAUUUGUUAUGCAGAGUUCGGCUGUCGUAUACCCAAGGCUGGUUCAGCUUAUGUCUACUCCUAUGUAACUGUUGGAGAGUUUUGGGCCUUUGUUGUUGGAUGGAACAUGAUUCUAGAAUAUAUCAUCGCUGCCGCAAGCUUGGCACGAGCCUGCAGCGAGUACAUCAACUCUUUCGCCCAAGGCUACAUAUACAAGUUCUUUAUGAACUACAUCGUCACUUGGAACGUUCCAGCCCUGGGAAGCUUUCCUGAUGUUUUGGCUUUUACGUUGGCCUUGAUUAUUGCAAUAAUUGUCUCAUUAGGAGCGCAAAAGUCCUCUUUCGUCAACAAGAUUAUGACUUUCGUGAACAUUUCUGUCAUAUUAUUCAUAAUCUGCACUGGAUUAUACUUUGUCGAGGCAAAGAACUGGCAAUCCAAAUUUGCACCGUACGGAGUAAGCGGUGUUCUGACAGCUGCGGGAAGCUGUUUCUAUGCCUUUGGUGGAUUUGAUGUAAUAGGCACGGCAAGUGAAGAAGCUAUCAAUCCCAAACGAUCAGUGCCAUUAUCUAUCAUGCUAACCUUUGCCAUUAGCUUCUUGGCUUAUUUUGGAGUUGCCACAGUUCUUACGCUUAUGAUGCCUUAUGAUAAGCUGAGUCGGUUUGCUGCUUUGGCCGAGUCGUUUGCUCAGCGUGGAUUUAGCGGCGCCAAGUACGUCGUUGCAACUGGAGGACUUUGCGCAACGGUGGGUACGCUGCUGACCAACUCAUUUGCUGGCCCACGUGUUGUGUAUUCCAUGGCUUCCGAUGGUUUGCUAUUUAACUGGUUUGCGCAUGUGCACGAGAAGACGAGAGUUCCAGUGCGUGCAACUUUGGUUAAUGGUAUUUUGAUCGCAAUCCUUGCAUUGCUGCUUGAUGUAAAACAGUUGGUUGAAAUGUUGUCAAUUGGCACUCUAGUAGCGUACACAAUGGUAGCAAUCGCUGUGUUAGUUACACGCUACACACCUGGAAUUCAAAGUGUAACAACAGACAAGGAUACCACCAACGAAAAGACCGACAAAUGGCUGCAAUGGAUCUGCUGCCGUCCUGGGGAAACUGCAGGCCAAGACGAACUUAUUCCAGAGGUCAGCUAUCACCAGGUUCAAAACAAUGACGAAGAUUCUUCAAUGGGUACAACACAACCAGAUGAACAAACAAGCUUUCGUGUUCGCGUUGCCACAUUUGCGUUGACUUUAUCCAUAACAACUUUCACAGUUUGCCUUACUCGUGCCAAUGUACACUUGGCUAGAGGAGAAGCCUGGGCAAUUCUCGUUUGCUGCAUCUUUGGUUUAAUGAUUGUCGCUUCUUUGAUGUACAUCACCAGGCAGCCCAGAAAUUCCGCCACAUUCCCAUUCAUGGUUCCAGUAGUCCCUAUAAUUCCUGCUCUUACAAUAUUUUUUAACGUUUCACUGCUGGUGAUGCUGAAUCAAUGGACUUACAUCAGAUUCAGCGUUUGGAUGGUUUUAGGUCUACUCGUGUAUUUUUUCUAUGGUUACUGCCACAGUGUGGAAGGUAUCAGACCAGAUGACAGAUCAGAGGUACAAUUUAUUCUAGCAGAGACACCAAACUUUGGAACAGAGGUUGAAGAAUAUCCGGCUGGCCUGGCGACACCUUCCGCUAAAUAAAGGAUGUAACUGGUCUUUUAAUUGGUCAUUAAUAUAAUCAGGAAACAAAUACCUUUGCUAUUUCUGUAAGGUUAUAUGUAUAAACGUGAAGCACCUUUGUUAAUGAUUUUUUUGCUAUAUAAGGUACAUUUUUUCAGCUACUAGUGUCACGGAAAUCGUCCCAAAAUAGUGAAAAGCGAGGUGGACUAGCUACUGCCGUUUUCCAGUCUCACCUGAAAAUUGUAACAAUGUUGGACUUACUUCUGACUCAUUUUUUGCAAUACAAUGCUUUAGAGUUGAAUGUUCUCACGACUAAUCCACCAAUAAAUUUUUUGAGUUUCCAUAUGCAUCUGUUGGCGACCAUUUAAAGAAAAUAACAUCACGAGUCGGUAUAUUCACCGUAUGCUUCGAAGAAAGCAUUGCCUCAGUUAGAAUGGUUUUCAGUUGAGUGUUGAAGUCAUUCGCGUUUGCAUUGGGUUUAAUUUUUACGCUUUGGUGAUUGGUUUAAAAAACUCGUACCACUCAACCUGUCAAAAGCUGCAAGAAAACUAAUCUUGACUCGCUCACAAGCGUUUUUUCGCGCCUUAUCUGCUUCUAGUUUUCAUUGGUUUACUCGAUAUUCUAGGCCCGUUGUGAUUGGCUGUAGUGAUUACUUUGGUUUUGGUUUGACAACGUUCAAUUGAAAACAGUGUAAUUUCUGUACUAAUGUACCACUGAAAUCACGUCUCGAUCAUACCUUGUUUUAUUCCUGCUAGUAUGCAUAUGGUUUUCUGGACAACUAAGUGUAAGCCCAUGAAACUAGGACCUCUGAAGCCGAGACCCUAAUAACCAUAUUAAAACACAAUAUUUCUUUAUUUGUCACUCAUUUUUUUAUCUCAUGUCUCGACGAACACCGCCGGCCAAUCGUAACGCUGGAAAGCCGUAUCCCGUCGUAUUCCAGUUUGGUUUCCCGACAUUCGUCACCGUUUCUAUAGAUUGGUUUGGUAGAUUCAAUCUGCAGUCUAAGAGUGCGUUUUUUGGGAUUAUCAGGAUCAGUGAUCCAAGAUCACUUAGCUCAUGGUGC
This is a messenger RNA of Orbicella faveolata, 3034 nucleotides long. RefSeq names its product cationic amino acid transporter 4-like. The record is from RefSeq and is a predicted model, not a curated record. Gene Ontology annotation, biological process: transmembrane transport; amino acid transport. Gene Ontology annotation, molecular function: amino acid transmembrane transporter activity. Lineage: Eukaryota; Metazoa; Cnidaria; Anthozoa; Scleractinia; Merulinidae. Gene Ontology annotation, cellular component: plasma membrane.